This is a messenger RNA of Pseudogymnoascus destructans, 1951 nucleotides long. It is a transcript of the gene GPI16, whose product is annotated as Subunit of the glycosylphosphatidylinositol transamidase complex-like protein. The coding region runs from base 173 to 1900 and encodes 575 amino acids. The transcript is spliced from 3 exons. Lineage: Eukaryota; Fungi; Ascomycota; Leotiomycetes; Thelebolales; Thelebolaceae. Gene Ontology annotation, biological process: attachment of GPI anchor to protein. The record is from RefSeq and is a predicted model, not a curated record. Gene Ontology annotation, cellular component: GPI-anchor transamidase complex.
UCGUUGAUAAUGAAGGUCGCGAGGGGGAAGGUCGCGAUAAAUUUCAGCCCUGCGGCGAGGCUAUACACGCUAGCAUCGAGCCACAGAUGCACCUUUGGCCUCGCCCCAUAAUUCAAUGGUAUCAAUGAACCCGCAAACCCGUGCCUCAGCAUAAGCUGUAGGCAAGUCUGCUAUGUAUCUACGGUCAUUACUGGUCUUAAUCGGCGCUGGAUUAACGUCUUUUAUUUCGCCGGUCCAGGCGUCCGAAUACCACGAACAAUUGCUCCUCCGCCCCCUACCACCGAGCUCCGUCCUCGCAUCAUUCAACUUCCGCGCGAAUACCACAGCUGAGGCCUUUGAACUGAAGAACUUUCGCUACUUCCCGCGCAGUUUGGGGCAGAUCUUACAGCAUGCAAACACAAGAGAGCUUCAUUUGAGGUUUAGCCUGGGACGCUGGGAUGCUGAGAGUUGGGGCGCGAGACCAUGGGGAGGGGAAAGAGAGGGAGGAACUGGUGUAGAACUAUGGGCUUGGGUGGAGGCAGAUAACGAUGAGGAGGCCGAUGGCCGUUGGCUUACUCUCACGAAUGCGCUUUCUGGUCUCUUCUGCGCCUCCUUGAACUUCAUUGAUUCAACUCGCACUACACGGCCGGUGAUGUCGUUUGAGCCACGGGGCGACCAUAGCGAGGCGUCGCUACAGAACCUACACCUCCUUCACGGGACAUUGCCGAGAGAGGUAGUCUGCACCGAGAACUUGACGCCGUUCUUGAAGCUCUUACCAUGCAAGGGCAAGGCAGGGAUUAGCAGCCUGCUAGACGGACAUAAGCUAUUCGAUGCGAGUUGGCAGAGCAUGAGCGUUGAUGUUAGACCCAUUGAGGGUGGAUUGGAGAUUACCCAGACGAUUGACAUGGUGUUGGACAUUCAGAGGUCGAAGCGGCCAAGAGACAACCCAAUCCCACGUCCAGUUCCGUAUCAUGAACUCAAGUGCGAUACCUCGAAGCGAUACAGCAACGACCACACGUGUUUCCCGCUCGACGAAGCACAGGGUGAGGAUUGGUCUUUAUCCCAGAUAUUCGGACACCCAUUGAAGGGUUCAUGUCCACUCGCCGAGGAAGAUGCUGAGUCAGUCUGCAUCAAUAUCGAUAACGAUGCCGAGGUUUACACAUCGGGCAAUGCUGUUGAACGCAAAGACGUCUCUGGUUUCAUGCGCUGCUAUAGACUCUCGGACGAGAUAUUCGAGCUGAAUUUACCAGCCCAACACGCAAAGCCAACGCCUUUUGAGCAGCCAUUACUCUACGCCGAUCGCUCUUUUAACGGAUAUGGCCAAGAGCGAGGAGGAGUUCAAGCUAUACUCAAGAACCCCUCGCCCACCGAGACUGUGGAAAUCAUCUACAUGGAAUCAUUGCCGUGGUUCAUGAAAGUAUACUUGCACACAUUGAGGGUAAAGGUUAAUGGCGAGCCAAGUGACCUUAUCAAAGAGAUGUACUACCGCCCAGCGCUUGACCGACAGCGUGGUACACAACUUGAAAUUAAAAUGGACGUGCCAGCAAACUCGACAGUUGUUCUCAGUUAUGAUUUCGAGAAGGCUAUUCUGCGGUAUACAGAGUAUCCGCCCGAUGCCAAUCGCGGUUUCGAUGUACCAGCGGCAGUCAUCAAUAUCGGGAACACGUCAAUUCGCACCACCUCCCUGCUACUACCUCUUCCCACGCCAGAUUUCAGCAUGCCGUACAAUGUCAUCAUAUUCACGAGUACAGUCAUGGCACUUGCAUUUGGGUUCGUCUUCAAUCUCCUGGUGAGGAGAUUUGUGGGCGUGGAUGAAGCGGAGACGCUUGACCUCAAAAGCGUUAGGGAAAAGGUGCUAUCGAAGUUCAAACUCCUAGCAAACAAGGCCUCAAAGGGAAAGAAAGCCGGAAAGACUGAAUGACACACAUGGGUAUCUAAAUCAGAAAUGAUAUAACGUAUUUCACAGAGGAGU